Molecule: messenger RNA, 2949 nt
Organism: Saccostrea echinata
Lineage: Eukaryota; Metazoa; Mollusca; Bivalvia; Ostreida; Ostreidae
Product: peroxidase-like protein
Exons: 12
Coding region: 10-2400 (796 amino acids)
Biological process (GO): response to oxidative stress
Molecular function (GO): peroxidase activity; heme binding
Source: RefSeq, a predicted model, not a curated record
GACUCUGGAAUGAUGAGAGAGAUGGGUUCGCGUACAAUGCGAGGAAUGAUGUCGAACAUGAUGCAAGAAGAAAUGUCAGGCCUUGGCACACCUGAUAAAGUUCCUAUAGAAACGCGAAAUACUGGAAAUGACCAGUAUAUUAUGGAGAGAGAUACUCCUAUGAAAUUUCAUUAUAGUUUUUCUCGCCAAAAUGAUGGCGAAAUGGUGAACUUGCUAAGUGACCGCGCUCAUGUGUUGGCAUCAAUGAGUAAAAGAUCAGCAGAAAUGAUGAACGCACGGAGCGCCGAAGAUGUCCGAGAAAUUAUAGAUGAUCCCUCCUAUCAAGAGAUGAUGCGGGAAGAGUUUUCUCCAUACUGCUAUCAGCUGCCACGUUGUGACCCAAACCAAAAGUACCGCUCAGCCUGCGGUGCCUGUAACAACCUUAGGGCACCUCUGUAUGGAAAAUCCUUUACACCGUUUCGUCGAAUUGUAUCGUCCAAGUAUGAAGAUGGUAUUGAGGCACCAAGAACCGGAAGUGUACUAGGAGGUAGCUUACCAAGUGCUCGUGACGUCAGUAACGCUAUCCACCAGGAGCGUGCAACAAGUGUUAACGCCGUCAUUACGCCGUUUGUCUACUCCUUUGGGCAAUUUCUUGACCAUGAUUUCACUAGCACGCCUUUAAUGGAAGAUGAAAAUGGAAAUUUGAUUGAGGACUGCUGCUCAAACCCUGAAAGGUUUGAGUGUUUCAGCAUCCCCGUGUCAUCCAAUGACCCCUACUUUACCGACCCUACCAGAAAGUGUAUUCAUGUUGUGCGAGCUGACAUAGCACCCCCACUGGACUGUUCAUCAGGAAUUCGCCAACAACAAAACCAGAGAUCGGCCUUUAUAGAUGGUACCAUGAUAUACGGAUUCAAUAGGGCAAAAGAAGAUUCGUUACGGAUUGGUGAAAUGGGUUUUCUGAAGGUGAGUGAGGAUUUCCCAAACACUAAUGGAGUGCUGCCAAAGAGUGAAGAAGACAGCUGUAACAUACGGGAAGAGGACAGACAAUCACCGGAAAUACAGCAUUGCUUCGACUCAGGGGACCAUAGACAGGCAGAGAAUCCUCUACUCACUGUUAUACACACCGCCUUCGUCCGCCGUCAUAACCUCAUAGCGACCUUACUCUGGGAGAAUUUCGGUGUUACAGAUGACGAGCUCUUGUUCCAAGAGGCCAAACGUAUGGUAAUUGCUGAGUUACAGCACAUAACAUACAACGAGUUCCUUCCGAUUGUGUUGAAUAAGAGGCUGAUGAAAAUGUACAAUCUGAAAUCUAAGACAGCGCACGACCAUGUGUAUAACUCUUCUUCAGACCCGCGCAUCAUUAAUGCGUUUGCCACUGCUGUAUUCAGAUUCGGUCAUUCUUUGGUUAGGCAGGUAGUUGGAUCAGACAAUGGAGAAUUUGUUUAUCUGGAUCAACUGAAUAAACACUUUGACCGACCUCGAAUGACCUUGACUGGAAGAGGCUAUGGACAUGAGUAUCUGACAAACUGGAAAGCAAGAACAGGGGCAUCACAGCCAGAUGGUUAUGUCGUAGACGCCAUUCGUAAUAAACUUUUUGAAGCAGAAUCGUCCUCACUAGGUGGAGCUACACUAAGCUUUGACCUUCCUGCUAUGAAUAUUCAAAGAGGAAGAGAUCACGGACUGCCUGGAUACAAUGUGUACAGGGAGUGGUGUGGACUUCCUCGAGCUCGCCAUUUUGGAACUUGGAAAUUAGGACUUGUAGAUCAUGAUGGAAGAGAAGCAGCAAAGCUCCGUUCUGUUUACAGGCACCCAGACGACAUUGAUCUUUUUGCUGGCGGUUUGUCUGAGAGACGCCUCCGCGGUGCGUUAAUCGGUCCUACCUUUGCAUGUAUCCUGGCUUACCAGUUCCAACAACUCAAGGUCGGAGACAGAUACUGGUAUGAGAAUCCCCACCCAAUCUAUGGAUUUUCAACAGAACAAUUGAAAGAGUUGAAAAAAGUAACUCUUGCUAAGGUUAUAUGUUCCACAGCGGAGGAAGAUCAUAUUAUGGACAUCCAACCAAAUAUUAUGAUCCGCAGCAGCAAGAAAAAUUCCCGGAUGACCUGUAAUCAAGUGUUAGGAGGGGGUCACGAGUUGGGGUAUCAUAUUGACGUGUUUGGAACCAACUUUCCCGGUCAUAGGAAACCGCCAAUGAGAAAUAUGCAGAGAUCUGUGCGCAGAUUGAGGCGGAUCUAUCCAUAUAACCCGACACUGCAACAUCUCUUUAGAAACAGACUCCACAUUAAAAACAUUGCCAGAAAGGUUGUUAUUCCCACAAGGAGGAAACAUAGAAGGCGUAUUGUAGUCAGCAGACGGAGACCCCUCCGGUUUAGUCCUGUACUAACACGACGACGCCUACCUAGAAGGAUUGUAUUGGGUUGAAAUUUAGUAUUUUAUUAUUUACCAAGGUUGUGCGAUGAUUUCAACACGAUUUGUCAGUUUUUACAGGGACUUUUUAGACGUUCUGACGAAUGCCAUUUACAUUAUACCUAUACUGCUUAAGCUUUCUUACUGUUAUGCAUUGCUUUAUUAUGCUAAUGUAAGUAGCUAUUCCAUACGUAGUCAUCCACCUUGUGAAGUGAUAAUAUAACUACACUUUUAAACGAUUAAGGGAUUUGACAUCUCAGUGAAUCUACAUUUGGAUUAAAGAAAUCAUUAUAUGAAGCUGAUACUACAACUUUUUCAAUUUGUUGCAAUCCGAUAAUCGCUUGUUUAAUCUUAACACUUUAAACAUCUGCUAUAUGACAGCCAUUUUGUCAGCAAUAUGUAUAUUAGUAAAUUUAUCGUUUAUAAAUUUUGAAACUGUCGUCCAAUGAAAAUCGUUAUGACAACAUGGCCGAUUACAGCAGAGGUACAGAGUGUGUUAUAUGUUACGUAUAUUUACUAAUAUAACAGUAAUGUACGUAAAAACUAGGAGUGUCAAAAUAUUUA